Rotaria sp. Silwood2 is the source of this 555-nucleotide messenger RNA. The record is from the annotation of a GenBank genome assembly. NCBI's taxonomy places the organism in Eukaryota, Metazoa, Rotifera, Eurotatoria, Philodinida, Philodinidae.
AUGGAUGUUUUUGUAAUUAUAUCCAAUGAUGAAAUACAAUGUGAAACAAUAUCCAGUUUAUUAACAUUAUUUCAUAACCAGUAUGAUGAACUUCGUUUACUUAUAGAUUUCUUAAAACAUCCAUUUAUAUUACAUGAUCUUAACAAUUUAGAACUGUUACUCGAUAUUAUUAAUUUAAUCUUUUCAAAAUUAGAAGCACAACGAACGGUUAUUAUUCAAACAUUAUUUAAACGUAUUCGAUAUAAUAAAGAUAUCAAUCAUCAAACUAUAAAUCGAUGGUUAAUGAAUAUAGAUAUGAUAUGUCGAUGUCUUGUACAAAAUUCAACUGAAGAAGCUAAAUUAACACAAUGGAAUGAUGCUUUAUCAUCAGUUAAUUUAACACGAGAUGAAAUGUUUAGUGUGGCUCUUCAUAUUUUACAUGAUGUUGUAUUACAAAUUUUAACUAAUACUCGACAAUUACGCGGUCAAAUGGAUAUGAUAUUAGUUUCUCUUGCAUCCGAUUAUCGCUAUUUAUUUAUGUAUAUUAUGGAAAAUGGUAAUCAAUCCAAACAAUAG